AUGCAAAAAAAUCGUAUAGCUGCUACUGCUUCUCAAAAACUUUGUUUGUUUCGUCUUUUCCCUUUCAUAUUUAAUGAUUUCAUACAUGCUGUACCAUCAAUAAUAGUUUAUAAACAAUUACGUGAUAUACUGGACUUAAUAUUAUCGACACCAUUCAGAAAGCAGUGGUUACCUGUUUUGCGAGAUUUAUGUAUUGGUUUUCAUGAAUCGAUGCUUUUACAUUUCCCAACUAAAAUGAUACCUAAAGUUCAUUUUGCAUGUGAAUAUGAUCAGAUUAUAAAUGAUUUUGGUCCAUCAGAACGUGAAAAGUUACUCACUAGAAGCAAUGAUGAUUUGAUACAAUCUGAUAAUUCAUCUUCAGUUUCUUCAAAUAAUCUUAACUUAUCAUCAUCUUCUUCAGGAUCAAUAUCUGACAAUGUUUCAAAAGAAUUUGUGAAUAAUGUGACAUCCGCAUCCGAUCAAUCAUUAAUUGUACAAGAAAUUAGCGGAUCAUUUCCAGAUAAAUAUGUUAUUCCACCUAUGCCAAAUGCUUUAGCUAAAGAUAUACAAGAAGGAGCAUUAUAUAAAUUUGGUCCACAUUGUUCUAAUCGUCAAAUUCUAAUUGAAUGUAUUGUUGAUGAUAUGAUAAGCCAAUAUAACCUGUUUUAUCCUAAUCACAAACAAUUUCAAAUUAUCGGUGAAUCCAUCGUUGAAUAUUUAAAGUUACCAUUAAUACAACAAAAUAUAAUUUUGUUAUCGACCUAUAAUGAUAAAGCAUUACAAGAAAUUCAAACAAAAGCUGAAAAGUUGCGAAAUGUUUCUCAAAUUGAUUUAAGUACUCAACUUCAGAUUUGGCAAGAAACUGUGCACUUUAGGCGGCAGUCUAUCCGUAAUAGACUUACAGCAGAAAUUCUUAGAGAAUUUCCAGGUUAUUCAAAUCCUCUCUUUGUAUUUGAAGAAGUCAAAAUAACUAUGAACGUUGAUUUAAGUGCUGUCGUCAGACAACAGAUACCGGUGUUACUUGAUAAAAUGGUUGAAGUACCUGCGUUUAUAACUGAUUCACCAGCUAUUCGACUCGUUAAAGUGCUAUGUCGACAUUUUGAUGAAACUGUACAUCACACGUUUUCUGAUACAGAACCAUCAACGCCAUAUCCAACAUUAAUUUUUAUUAAUGAUCAAAUUCAUGUUUAUGUUGAUUUUAUUCCAAUUGUUUCAACAACAUCACCAGAUGAUGCUGUUGCACUUCUUAUCGCAAUGUAUAGCAUAUUCGAAUUGAACUUUAACAGAAAUAGUCGUGCAAUACGAUUCCUUUAUUCAAUUCUUCAUAGCGAUAAACGUUUUCUUUCUAAUGCCAUGCGUCUGUUAAUCAAAGAGAAAGAUAUUUCUAUUUGUAAGGAAAUAAAUCAAGAAAAAAAUUCAUCUUCACAUGACAUUUGUACAAAUUCAACGGUGCUUGUGAGCGAUUCACAAAUCUCAACAAAUAUUAACAUCAUCACAGAAGCUACUUCUAUCAAUGAAGAAAAUGAAUAUGAUCCUCCAGGUGAAACGAAUUCAUGUUCUUCCAACUAUGCACUUAAUUCAAAUAUAAAACGGUUGAUUAAUGCAAAUGAAUCAUCACAGAAUGUCACAGAAACAUCUUCUUCGUUAAUUGAUUCUCAAAAUCAGAAAAUUAUUUCUCGCAAACGAACACAAGGACAUACCACUAUGACAGAAGAGAAUCAGAAUUCUAUUGUUGUCAACUAUGAUGAAGAAGAUCAUGAUCUUCAAGAAAAUAUUAUACCAUCGAAUGAUUCAACAUCCGAUAUUGUUAUUCGAAAAGUCAAACGAAAACGCCGUUAUUAA
Molecule: messenger RNA, 1821 nt
Organism: Rotaria sp. Silwood2
Lineage: Eukaryota; Metazoa; Rotifera; Eurotatoria; Philodinida; Philodinidae
Source: the annotation of a GenBank genome assembly